AUGGUUCUUGUAACUUCGUGGUCGGACUUGAUGAGCCGUACGGUGUUUUCGCUUGGACUUAUAUCCACGACUACAAGCUUGAAAGAGCUAUUACGUCUCCUACCGACCACGAUCGAUGGUGGUAGCUUCGGACUGCGAUCACGCAGUAGUCAAUUGGUGCUCCACUUGGUACAUCUACUCUUUGCAGCCUGGGGUGUGCUAGUGUUAGGUCUUCACAUCCAAGCGGCUUUGCAGCCUGAAUUACCACAAUGCACCUUACAAGUCCACCCAUGGGCAGUGUCUGAACCUGCCUGCUACUUGGCUGUUCUUGAUUGCUAUCGCCUGGGUAUCUCCGGAAAAAUGAAUGAAUACCAGACAUGA
Phytophthora infestans T30-4 is the source of this 360-nucleotide messenger RNA. RefSeq lists its product as uncharacterized. The coding region runs from base 1 to 360 and encodes 119 amino acids. The record is from RefSeq and is a predicted model, not a curated record. The transcript has 3 exons. Lineage: Eukaryota; Oomycota; Peronosporomycetes; Peronosporales; Peronosporaceae.